UUUAAUCUUUAGGAAUUAAAACAACCCAAAAAUAUUUGCAUAUGGAAUAAAGAGAAUUAAAGUUAUAAAUUUUAAAACAUAACACGGCAACACACUAGACCAGAUUUCUGUCAUUUGGACGUUUUAGUAGUAGAAUAUUGGUUGGCAGCCCGUACAAAGUGUGACUUUAGUAGCAGAAUAUUGGUAGUGUGAUUUUAGUAGUAGAAUUUUCGAGGCAACCCGUACCAAGUGGGAUAUUUUUGCGUGUGUAUUAGUGAAAAUCUUAGGAUUAGUUACUUGUAGAUGUAUACAAUGGUUUAAAGUAAUUGUUUCUUGUUGUAAAGAUUUACACCGCAUUUAAAAACGAAAUGGCAAAUAUAACAUCAAGAGUUUUUGCGGCAAUGCAAAAUUUGGAUAUCGCCGCUCUUUCCACUUAUCCAUCUCAUGAAAUACGUCCGGUGUUACCUUCGCUAGUAAGAAUGAGUUUGCUGUCCCCUCUUGAUAAUACGGAGUCAUCAAUGGAAUCGCGAAAACAAAUUUUAGCUGUUCUUAUUGGGAUAGAGGUUGUAAAUAGUAUAGUUUCAUACUUGCAAGUGAAUUACCAUGAAUUAGAACAGGAAUUAAAAAAAGAGUUGCAAGCACGGCAGAAGUCGAUGUACUUCGAAGGACAGCAGCAUGAAUAUGGUUUACAAACCGGUAUAGCUCUUGGAUUUGAGCGCGCCGAUGUUACUCGAAAGGUGCGAGUUGUUUUAUCUGAGAUUUUUAAUAUUCAAUGGCAAUUAUCGGAUCAAAAAACAUUUUUGCAAUCAGAGAUUCUAGACGAUGGAAUCUAUUUGGAGGAAGUUGUUGAUAUUUUAUGUAUUGCCUUGGCGGAACUUCCUUCAUUAUUGAAUAUUUUGGAAUUAACUGAUGCACUGGUACAUGUGCAAAACGGACAACGUAUUAUUUGCGCUUUAGUCGCAAAUUUUCCUGAUUGUUACAGGGAUGUGGUGGCUCAUGUUAUUCUCAAUUGUGAUGAAGAAAGUAAUGAAGGUAAACUAAAACUCUCAUUAUUAAUGGCGCUAAACGAAAUGAACCCAUCCCAAGCAUUGCCAACGCGGUCUAUAUGUGUAGAGAUUUUAAAAGUUCCAUCUUUUAUGCUCAAACUUUGUUUAAAGUUUCCCGAAGACUUGGUGGCCUUUCUCACUGGUAUGCUACUCGGCAACGAUCAAAAUAUUCGGACGUGGUUUGCUAUUUAUAUAAGGUCCAGCCAAAAAAGAAAGAGCGACGCAUUGAAUUUAGUACGAGCAGAGCUUUUGCAACAGUUGCAAAAAAAUGUGCAAAAAUCCUUAAAUCCAGGAAGUGGGGAAGAUUAUACUGUCCAAGGCGUGGUGUUAAUGCGUUUAUAUUGCGCCCUACGAGGAAUAGCUGGAUUAAAAUUUAACGAUGACGAAGUCAAUAUGUUAACUCAACUAGUUACUAGCCGCCCAAAACCCACACAAUCUGGACUUCGAUUCGUCUCACUGGCCCUUUGUAUGCUCAUUGCGUGUCCGUCUCUUGUAUCUACAACUGCUCUUGAAAAUAAAUCAGUUGAAUGGCUACAAUGGCUUAUAAAGGAAGAUAAAUUUUUUGGUAGAAAGUCAGACACGUCUGCAUCGCUGGGUGAAAUGUUGCUCUUGCUCGCAAUACAUUUUCAUAGUAACCAAAUAACUGCCAUCAGCGAAUUGGUUUGCUCUACUUUAGCCAUGAAAAUUCCUAUUCGUCCAAAUAGUACAAAUCGUAUAAAACAAGUUUUCACCCAAGAUCUAUUUACUGAACAGGUGGUUGCAUCUCAUGCUGUUCGCGUGCCAGUUACACCUAAUUUAAAUGCAAAUAUUUCCGGUUAUCUUUCGGUUCAUUGUAUACAUCAGUUAUUAAAAUCUCGAGCAUUUCUAAAGCAUAAAGUUCCUAUUAAACUAUGGAUUUACAAGCAAAUAUGUAGUUCUGUGCGACCAGUUCAUCCUGUAAUGCCAGCUUUAAUAGAAGUUUAUGUUAAUUCGUUAAUAGUACCGAAUCCGUUGGGGAAAAUCAAUGUGGAUCACAUGCAUAAGCCGUUCUCUGAAACCGAAAUUUUGCAUAUAUUUAAAUCAUCGAAAGCUACUACUUUUGAUAGCAAAAAUCUCUUUGGAGCCACCCAAACUCUUUCGUUUGGUGCCACAACCGCAGAAUUGGAGGAAAUAAUAGGAAUUGAAGUAAAAUGUAAUUUAACGGCUCAACUACUUAUCCUGUACUAUUUGGUUCUUUAUGAAGAUACUCGUCUUUCUAAUACACACAGUCAGUCUACCGCCGUAAGAAAAAUAAAAGAGUAUUCUAAUAACUUUUUGGCAGAACUUCCUAUGAAGUAUUUGUUGCAGAAAGCGGAACAAUAUCAAAAUGAUUAUGCUGGUCUAUUCCAUCCAUUACUUCGCUUAAUUAUUUCCAAUUAUCCCCAUUUGAGCAUGGUUGACGAUUGGAUGGAGGAGCACUAUAUAUCUAAUCCGGUUUUACCGAAUCUCAUGGUAAAUAAACAAAUUGAACGUGCUCUUGUCAUUAAGGCGCUUGAAAAAAUAAGAACGAAACCGGCAAUAGCAAUACGGGUUUUUAAAGCUCUUUUAAAGCUGCCUGCUGAAGACCUGGCGCAAUAUACAGAUCUAAUAGUUGAAAACAUGUCAAUAGUGUUUCAGAAAAACGUUCCACGAAUUAUUCAAGAACUCUAUAAGGAUAUAUGGUUACGACUUAAUUCUGUAUUACCUACUAGCUUUUGGAAAAUGUCCUUAAAUUCUGUAAUGAAUGCGGAUACUGGUGCUACAAGAUGUACAUAUGUUAAUGAAGAUUUGUUGGAUCCAUUACAGGUUCUAAGGUGCGGUAAACAUGUGUUUUACUCUCCCUACACCUUAAUGAUACUGCUGCGGAUACUUCAAGGCAGCUUGGCCGCAUCUAAAGCUUUUCUCAACAUACAAAUGCCUUCCAAACAGAUAUUGGAUAAAAAUAUUCUGUUACAAAGUGAUACCGAUCGCGAGGAAUUGAAGACAGCAUUAAUUGCGUCUCAGGAGAGCGCAGCUGUACACAUACUUCUGGAGGUUUUAGCAGAUAUGAAUAAAAAUGCAAAGGACACGGUAUCAACGUUUUCGUUACGAGAAACGCAAGGCAUAAUAUGCUCAUUUAUACAUCAGGCUUUUAUAUCCGAACCUUCUUUAGCUAAACUAGUUCACUUUCAAACAUAUCCCCGAGAAGUUAUACCAAUGAUGGUAAUGGGAGUCCCUUCAAUGCAUAUAUGUAUCGAUUUUUUGCAUGAAUUUCUCAGUAUGCCGGAAAUGGAUAAACAAAUUUUCACAAUCGAUUUAGCAUCACAUCUCGUUCUUAAAUACGCUAUACCCAAGAGUUUAAGUGUUUCAAAAUUCUGUAUUAACACAGUCCAAUCUUCCUUAUCCCUACUUUCCACGCAUGCUAAGUGCAAAUUUUUAAGCAACGUUCUUCCGGCCCUUAUCCGAUUCGCGGAAGCUUUCCCAAUUUUAGUUGACGACUGUAUUAAUAUUUUGAUGUCAACUGGAAAGAGUUUGCAUUCACAGGGAACUUUAGGUAUUAACUCAACACAAAUGCAACUUACAUCAAAUACAAAACAAAAAUGUUUCAAGGAUACACAACAAUAUAUAAGCAUGAUAGAGGAAGCUUUUGAAACGCUGAUUACUAAAAUUGUGAAUAAAGUUGAACUGUACUGAAACUGUUCCACAAACGUGAAUAAUCAAUUCCAUUUAAAAAAUACUAGCAGUUAAUAACAAUAAAUAAAUAGUAAACAACAGUGACUACUUCGCUAUUUUAAGGUUUCUUAAUAAUUUUAAUAAAAAAAGAUAUAUUAAUUUGAACCUUUAGUUUUUAUUAAAAUUGUAUUACCAAUGUCAUAUAAAGGAAUAACAUCUAUUAUUUACACUUUCACAAUUUGUUGCACAUAAAACGAACCCUGAUAUAUGUAUGUAUAAAGGAUUGUCCGGAUCCAAAUGAUCAGGAUGAUGAGACGAGUUGAUGAAAUUUGGAUGUCUGUUAUGUGCGUUAUUUCGCUAAAGUAAAAAGCCAGAAGCCAUAAUUUUAUUUAAAUGUGGCCAACAGAGCUGUAUGUGACUUGUUAAAUUAUUUGACAAUCCAUCACUUUUAGAUGGAAUAAAAUUCAUAAAAAUAUGAACAUGAAAAUAUUGUAUCCAUAAGUUAUAAUUAUAUAUAGAAAUUUAUAUUUUUGAGACAUGUACAUUAGUAUACAAAUAUACAACAUAUGUAAACCAUAAAUUGAAUAAAAAAAUACAGUCCACUGAAUGUCAAGUGCUAUGAUAGGCUAUAAAAUUCGAAUAUAAAACUUUGCUAAUAAAAUUGUUAAAAACAUUAUUUAUCGAAAGAAACACAUAAAUUACAGUGUACUCGUAUACAUAAAUACAUACAAACAAAUUUACGAUACAUAUUGAACAUUAAAAUAUGAACUACACACAUACACAUGUAUUACAAAUAAAAACAACCGUAUAUUGUAUGAAAAUAUACAAGAUACAAAACAUACAUACACAAAAUUAGCAACUGAUAAAAUGCGUUAGCUGCACUUCACACAGGGAACGUAAAUAUUU
This is a messenger RNA of Bactrocera oleae (olive fruit fly), 4580 nucleotides long. It is a transcript of the gene IntS2, whose product is annotated as integrator complex subunit 2. Gene Ontology annotation, cellular component: integrator complex. Gene Ontology annotation, biological process: snRNA 3'-end processing. Lineage: Eukaryota; Metazoa; Arthropoda; Insecta; Diptera; Tephritidae. The record is from RefSeq and is a predicted model, not a curated record.